Rattus rattus (black rat) is the source of this 3585-nucleotide messenger RNA. It is a transcript of the gene Znf438, whose product is annotated as zinc finger protein 438. Gene Ontology annotation, cellular component: nucleus. The record is from RefSeq and is a predicted model, not a curated record. The coding region runs from base 664 to 3057 and encodes 797 amino acids. Gene Ontology annotation, biological process: regulation of transcription by RNA polymerase II. The transcript has 6 exons. Gene Ontology annotation, molecular function: sequence-specific DNA binding; DNA-binding transcription factor activity, RNA polymerase II-specific. Lineage: Eukaryota; Metazoa; Chordata; Mammalia; Rodentia; Muridae.
AGUGAGACAGCGCAAAGGACCAUGGGAAAGGUGCCCCUAUGACCCCGGCGGAGAACAGUGUCUGUUACCAAACGUGUAGCAGUUUUAGUGAACAGGUGAGGGGACAGAAGGCAGUAUCUGAGGAAAAACUACGUAAGAACCCUUUCGCCGGCCCUAAGCCCGGGCAAGAACUUGAUUUGUUCCCGUGGUCUCUCCCUUUCUGUCAAUCGACCCUCCUACCUUCUCGCCUCUGGGGCUCUGUGAAGAUGGUGAAGAGUGGCAGACUAAGUGCGCCAACCUGCGAUGCUCACAGGCACAAGGCAGUUGGCCGUGUGCGCUUGCGCGCCGGUCGAGGCAGGGCGGGACGGGGCGUCUCCCGCCGCGCGCUGGAGGCGGGGCCUAGGCUGGAGCGCGGCGCCCGCAGGCUGACCUCGUUGAAGCCGGCCCGUGACGUCACCCCGCCGUGACGCGUACGCAGUAGGAAAACUAUCAAGAUGGAUGUCAUGUAUCAUUCAGUAUGGAAGUUUCAGAACUUAGAAGACAUUUGCUAAAUCAAGUUACUUCAACCUGGCAACCUCAGAAGUAAUUUCAGCCAGUUUGCAUUUAAUGGAAGGAGACCUUUGUCUGCUCAUGUGCAUGUCUAACUCAUAAUAGAAAGCUACUCUUCAGGUCAUAUACAUCAUAAUGCGGAAUUCCUCAUCAGUACCACCAAAAGAUCAAGGUGAAUCAAACAUCCCUUCUGGAACAACACAGAGUGGGAAAACCUCUCAGAGUAAGAGUCAGUUUAGGACCAUUGCACCAAAAAUUGUGCCUAAAGUCCUAACAUCCAGAGUGCUACCCUGCCCUCCCUCGCUUUCUGACCAAGGGAGUCUGGCUCUAAUGUCCAAACCUCUGGGCAUGCACACCCAGAACUAUGCUCUGAUGCAGGUGGCCGGCCAGGACGGGACGUUUUCUCUUGUUGCUUUGCCAAAUGUUGCCUCAGCCCAGCCGGUUCAGAAGCCCAGAAUGUCCAUACAUGAAAACCUUAAACUGCCUAUUCCUCGAUACCAACCACUGAGUAGCAAAGGAUUAAGAAAGAAACAUGACCUGAGCUCUCCCAAGGGUGGCUCCAGGGACCCUCCUGGCCCAACCCAGCUAUGUCAUUUGAGCCCUUCCCCACAAGCCCAUCCUGAGCUGCUUCACAAACCCAGCCCAUGGAAGCGAAUGCCCACUUUAAACCCUUCCCCCACCAACAUCAACACAGCUACAGUGACCAGUGCUAUUGACCAAGGAGAUUUGAGUCCUCUAGAGACCGACAGCUGUGGAGAUCUGGAGCCUCCUGCCAUCCCAGCAUAUAGUACAGAAGACUCUUCCCCACAGAGCCUCCGAGCAAGUAUGCAGAAGGCAGGUUGUGCCAGGAAGGAAACGCCCACUAAACCUGCUGUUGCUAGUGAAGAGCUCCAAGAACAGGUAGCUCCUGCACACUCUGUCUUCAGCAGUACAGUUCAGUCAGUCUCUGUAGUAACCAAGGAUAAACUGCCUAUCCUGCCCUCCUCAAGAGUGAAAACCACAGAGGUGGUCAAAGUGGAACCAGAUGCUGAUAGUGCAGAAUCGUCUUCAUCUGGAUGCAGAGCAAACUGUGAGGAGAGACUGUCCAUCACGGAAGGGUUUGAUGCAGCCACUGAGAUAGCCAACAAGACACCUGCUCUGCACGGGUCUAAGCAGAGUGCUUGCGAAAGUGCCUUCUGCCCUGUCACCAAAUUAGAUCUCAACCGCAAGGCAAAACCCAGCAGUGGAGUAAAGAGAAGAGGGAGAAAAUGGAAAGUGCCAGAUGACAUUUUAGCAUUGCAGGGCAAAAGAAGGAGAUGCAUUAUUGGUAUGUGUGGAGAUAGCAUAGAAAGGGCAAGAAACAAUCCCCCAGAACCCAGAGACCAGAAGCCCAGGGCUGCUUCAAGAAAGUAUCGCAGCAUCAUGCCCAAGCCUGUCAUCGUCCUGUCUGCUUUGGCGCCCCUGGCAUCCCCUGCAGCUAUGCUGUCCCAGGCUCCCAGUGGUCUAGGCCAAGAUGUUCUGAAUAAUGCCCUGCCACCAAAAUGUCUUAGCUCCAAGCAGAGUGACAACCUUGCCCCUAAGCCCAGCUCUGCACUCAGAAAUGGAUUCUCUGGCAUUAAGAAGCCCUGGCACAUGUGUCCUGUCUGCAACUACCACUUCCAAUUCAAACACCACCUUCUAGACCACAUGAAUACACACACCAACAGACGGCCUUAUAGUUGUGGGAUCUGUCGCAAGACCUAUGUGCGUCCCGGCAGCCUGAGUGCACAUAUGAAACUCCACCAUGGUGACAAUCGCCCCAAGAAACUGGUGUGCUGUGAAUUCUGUGCAAAAGUAUUUGGUCAUGUCCGAGUCUAUUUUGGCCAUCUGAAGGAGGUACACAGGAUUGUGAUCAGCACAGAGCCCACCCCCAGUGAACUGCAGUCAGAAGACACACCAAAAAGCAAGGACAGGGAUCCCAGCGUGCAAGGACCUGACAGCUCACUGGAGAGGGAAACCAAGUCAAGUUUGGAAGAAGAUUUCCUUCUAAACCAGGCAGAUGAAGUCAAAUUGCAAAUCAGAUGUGGCCGUUGUCAGAUCACUGCUCAGUCUUUUGCUGAAAUAAAGUUUCAUUUGCUUCAUGUUCAUGGGGAGGAAAUUCAAGGACGGCUGCAAGAGGUGGGCCAACCAGGCAGCAGAACUGAUGCUCCCCACCAGAAGCAGUACACAGAGAGAACGAAGCAGGUGAAGCCCUGUGCCUCUGCGGAGGACUCCCCAGCAUUCCCUAGAGGAAAAAGACAGACAGUCCCUCAUCAGAACAGAGAGGAAGCCCUGGUCGGAACUGAAGGUGGCCAGUGGGGAACGACUGGCCCGCAGCAUCCAGCCAGGCUUCUCUGGUCCCACGCUGGCUUCAGCUGCCUGCUGUGUGCUCAGAUGCUGGGGAGGAAGGAGGACCUGCUUCUUCACUGGGUACGCCAGCACAACUGUGAGGACCCCACCAGACUCUGGGCUCUCCUGGGUACGUUCUCCAACCAGGGAGCUCCUGAGCUCCCCAGCGGAGCAAGGCUGUGACUGAGGCCGUCCAGCCGGAGAGAUGCUGCACCCCCAUCUCACUGUCUGUGAUGUUAGUAUUUAUUGUCAGGAUCCAGUACUUCAGGGCCAGUGCCAGUGUACAGAGUUGUAUGUAGUUUGAUUUUCUUAAGAAAUAAAAUAUGUGCCCUGGAUGCAUUUUUCUUACCUAUGUAGUCUCACUUUAAAAUUCUAUGCAUUCUCUAAUAUCGUAAACUUUAUUUCAUAAUAAAUAAAAAGAUCAAAAUUAGGAAAUUGAAAUGUAGAGAAGAUUGUUGUUCUCAGUUGCAAGCUUUUGAGUAUGAGUGUGUGGUGGGGGCGGGGUAGAUAUAUGUCCACGUGUCCUCUUAUUUUGAUGCUGUUUAAUUAUAUUUAUUAGCAGUUAAUUCUACAGCUGUGGGAUGUAGUCCCAACUGUAGUAUAAAGUUACAAGAUCGUUGUUGAUAUUUGUUAGUCUCUGGUUUAUUUGCAUAUGCUCUAGAACAGUCUUUUAAAAAUGUACUCUCUACCAUAAAAUCUGUUUUCAGGAAA